ACCUCUGUUACGUCGGCAAACACGUUUGUUACGUCGUUUUAGCCUCAGCAGCGCCGCACUGCACUCGCUGCUUUUAUUAACGGUUUGCGUUUGUUACUCGUGCUUGCACUUUUUUUCCUGGGGAACAAAAUGGCGUUGCUGACUCCUCUGUUCGCGUUCCUGUAUCAUUUACCGCAGGUUUAUAAAUGGCUGUUGAGGCCGUAUUACGUUGCGUCGUUCUUUAUGUCGCUAGCUUUCCUGAUGGUCCGCAAGACUCCGGGCAUCUGCGAACAUCUUUCAACGCAGAGGGAGGACGGGAACCCCUGCGACUUCGACUGGAGAGAGGUGGAAAUACUGAUGUUUCUCAGUGCUAUAGUCAUGAUGAAAAACAGAAGAGCAAUAACGGUUGAACAGCAUGUAGGAAACAUCAUUCUUUUCUGUAAAGUGGCCAAUGUGAUCCUGUUCUUCAGACUCGAUAUCCGCAUGGGACUGCUCUACCUGACCCUGUGCAUUGUGUUUCUCAUGACCUGCAAGCCUCCACUGUACAUGGGCCCAGAAUACAUUAAGUACUUCAGUGAUAAGACCAUAGAUGAGGAAUUGGAACGAGACAACCGUGUGACCUGGAUUGUGGAGUUCUUCGCUAACUGGUCUUCUGAGUGUCAGUCGUUCGCAUCUGUCUAUGCUGAUCUGUCAUUAAAGUACAACUGUGCAGGGCUGAAGUUUGGAAAAGUGGAUGUGGGCCGCUACGGUGAAGUGUCUAAGAAGUACAAGGUGAGCACAUCUCCUCUUUCCAAGCAGCUGCCAUCUCUGGUGCUGUUCCAGGGAGGGAAAGAAGUUAUGAGACGCCCCCAAGUGGACAAAAAAGGACGAGCAGUGUCUUGGAGCUUUACCGAGGAGAACAUCAUCAGAGAGUUCAAUUUGAACGAGCUGUAUCAAAAAUCGAAGAAACUGAAUAAGACAAAAGGAGAGCGGAAUGAGAAGCCCAGCGAGUCGCAGUUCCCCACUGUGCCUGAGGAGGAGGAACCCGAAACAGACGUCGCAGAGAUUGAGAGCAAGAAGGAUAAAUAAAAUGAGUAGAUAACAUUGGGACAUCAUCGUGGAACAGGAUGGGUUUACGCAAACGCUCAGAGUGACAUGCAGUGCCCAGAGUUGUGUGAGGGAAAAAAAAAAAAAAACUAUUGAAUUUUUUUUUUUUCCUCGGUACCACCUAUCAUUAAAAACUAAUACCUAAAUGAAUGGAAUUGAAAAGCACAGAGUAAUGCUGUUUAAAAACCCAUAGCUGCCCACAGCCAUUAUUAAGGAGAUCAGUGAGACAUUGUGCCUGUUGGUGGUAUUCUUGCUUUUUUUUUUUUUUUUUUUUUAAGACAAAUACCAUUUUCAUGCCUCCUACCUCUAAUGAGUUAAUGAUCACUCUUGAUUAAUUUAUAUAUUUUGUAGAUAGUGGCUUUUAAAUGAUUACUGACUACUGAUUGAAUUCUAAUCUUUAUUCCAUUUUUGAUAACUCAUUCCUACUUUUUUCCUUAGAUAUUUAGUUUUGAUCCUGUUUGCCACUCAUUUGGUAUCAAAACGGUGAAGUUUUAUUCCUUUUUUUUAUAUAAAUUAUAGACACUGAAGGAGUGCUGUCAGUGUUGGUACAUCAGCUCUGUAUUAAGAAAGACCGAAGCAUCAAAUGCUAUGUGAUAUUUUUAAAGCCUUGAUGUUUGAGCAGAGAUGUCUUUCAUUCUAGCAUCCAUUUGCUGAAGCUGCAUGGCCCUAAAUAUUUUUUGUUAUUAUCCUGAUAAUUCCAGCUCUGUUUUCCAUCUCGUGGAAAAAAUGAAAGCGUGUGGGAUGUUUUGGCUUUUUUACCAAAAAUAAAAAUCACUGCAUUCUGAUUUCCAUCAGGUCAUCCUUCAGUUAGUGCAGACUUGCCUACCCACGCUUUAUGUGGGAUGUAACAAGUUAGGUUGCCUACUGAAAGAAGUGUCGUCUGCAUGCACACCAGUGACCAAUUGAUUCUAACGUUAUUCCAAACCAUGAUUACUGUUUAGUGAUUAACCCUAUUGCAGAUGGAUGUAAUGUUGAUUGUGUGUGCUUUGAGUAGUUUGGAAUGAAUGUUGAUAUUAAAAUGAAAAAUACCUAAAUAAAAAAAAAAAGUUCA
Molecule: messenger RNA, 2116 nt
Organism: Clarias gariepinus (North African catfish)
Lineage: Eukaryota; Metazoa; Chordata; Actinopteri; Siluriformes; Clariidae
Gene: tmx2b
Product: thioredoxin-related transmembrane protein 2b
Exons: 8
Coding region: 130-1047 (305 amino acids)
Biological process (GO): brain development
Cellular component (GO): membrane-bounded organelle
Molecular function (GO): disulfide oxidoreductase activity
Source: RefSeq, a predicted model, not a curated record